This is a messenger RNA of Gekko japonicus, 2606 nucleotides long. Its product is annotated as calcium/calmodulin-dependent protein kinase type 1B-like. The transcript is spliced from 13 exons. Lineage: Eukaryota; Metazoa; Chordata; Lepidosauria; Squamata; Gekkonidae. The record is from RefSeq and is a predicted model, not a curated record. Gene Ontology annotation, biological process: peptidyl-serine phosphorylation. The coding region runs from base 33 to 1169 and encodes 378 amino acids. Gene Ontology annotation, cellular component: intracellular anatomical structure. Gene Ontology annotation, molecular function: calcium/calmodulin-dependent protein kinase activity; calmodulin binding; ATP binding.
CAUCCUGCCUCCGUCACCCCUCGCUCUCCGCCAUGCCGUUCGGGAAAGGCUGGAAGAAGAAGGUGGAGGACAUCACGGCCGUCUACGACAUCAAGGAGAAGCUGGGCGCAGGGGCCUUCUCCGAAGUGGUUCUGGCCCAGGAACAUGGAUCCCAGCGUUUGGUGGCGUUAAAAUGUAUUCCGAAGAAAGCCCUGAGGGGCAAGGAAGCAGCGGUGGAGAAUGAAAUUGCGGUACUCAAGAAGAUUCAACAUGAGAACAUUGUGGCUCUGGAGGACUUCUAUGAGAGCCCCACGCAUCUCUACCUGGCCAUGCAGCUGGUGACGGGAGGGGAGCUCUUCGACCGCAUCAUCGAGCGGGGCUACUACACGGAGAAGGACGCCAGCCUCCUCGUCCGGCAGGUCUUGGAAGCGGUGAAUUACCUGCACAGCCUGGGCAUCGUCCAUCGAGAUCUCAAGCCCGAGAACCUUCUCUAUGCCACUCCGUUCGAGGGCGCCAAGAUCAUGAUCACGGACUUCGGGCUGUCCAAGAUUGAGGCCGACGGGAUCAUGUCCACGGCGUGUGGCACCCCUGGCUACGUGGCCCCUGAGAUUCUGGAGCAGAAGCCAUACGGAAAAUCCGUGGACUCGUGGGCCCUCGGGGUCAUCUCGUACAUCUUGCUGUGCGGUUACCCCCCGUUCUACGACGAGAAUGACUCUGAGCUCUUCAACCAGAUUCUGAAAGCUGAAUACGAGUUCGACUCCCCGUACUGGGACGACAUCUCCGAGUCGGCCCCUGAGAUUCUGGAGCAGAAGCCGUACGGAAAAUCUGUGGACUCGUGGGCCCUCGGGGUCAUCUCGUACAUCUUGCUGUGCGGUUACCCCCCGUUCUACGACGAGAAUGACUCUGAGCUCUUCAACCAGAUUCUGAAAGCUGAAUACGAGUUCGACUCCCCGUACUGGGACGACAUCUCCGAGUCGGGUUUCAGGCUUCCGAUCUCUGGCGAUACGGCUCUGGAAAAAGAUAUUCACGGUUCCGUGUGUGAGCAGAUUCAGAAGAACUUCGCUCGCAGUCAGUGGAAGCGAGCGUUCAACGCCACGUCUUUCCUGCGCCACAUCACCAAGCUGGGGCCGGGCGCUGAGGGCGAGGAGAUCGGAGAGGCCACAUCCGGGGGAGAGCACGGGAAAUGGUGACCGGAGAGGUGCCCAAAGAGCCCGGGCCGCCGCCCUUUGCAUGAGCUACCCUCCCGCAUGCGGCUUCACAGCCACGACGUUGCGCCAGCACCCUCGUCCGAGGAGGGGCUCUCCUUCCAUUUCCUGCGCCUCCUUCCGAGGACGUCUCUGGCCCGAGAGGCUCGAGAGUUUAAAACUGGAGUCCGUCACUAGCCAGCCCGCUCUCAGAGGGGGCCCAAAUCCACCCCGCUGGGGACCAAAGUCCGAGGCCCCUCGAGGCCGGGGAACCCGCCGAAACCUCGCUGUGUUACUCACCCCACUUCAAAAUCCACGUCAGCCGCAGAGGCUGGUAGAGAGCGAGGUCAGGAAUGGGUGUUUUGUGGCAGGGAAACAAGAACGUCUGCCCCACCCCCUUCGCCGGACUGUAAUCCAGAGGGAUCACUCCAAAAACGGAUCCGAGACCAAUCUUUCUCCCCUCCCCGUGAGAAUUCUAAGAAAAAAAUGGUAGCCCCAAGAUGGAGUGAAGCCAGUAGAAGUGAAAAAUAGAGGGGUCGGGCAAGGGCCACGGAGGUAAAAUGGAGGGAUCCUCCCGUCUAGCCUGCAAGCGAUCCCCGGGCCGGAAUGAAGGUGCGGCUGGCUAAUCGUCUUGCGGAGUUCAGGAUUUGAGAUUCAGAAAAGGUUAUGGUUGGCCUUUGUUGAGCACCCCGGGGGUGAAGACAGAUGUAACACUGGGAAAGUGGCAGAGUUGGUUUUGGUAUCACCCUUGCUGCUUUCCCGGCAAACAUACUUCCCUCUCCCUUCUGGAGUAAGUGUCGGGGAACAGAUAGUUCUGCAAGUUUUCAUCGUUGUACAGCCUGAAACCCGGGAAGGGUAGGCACCUAUUGGCUAGUGCCAGUGCCGUUUCCAGCUUUCUUCCCAGUUCUGAAACAGGCUCACGACUAUUCUAAAAAUGUUUGUGAAGGAGGGUUGUUGGUUUUUUUCCUUUGAGGGGGAGGGAAAGGCGAAGGAAGGGUGUAGAAAAGCUUAAACACAAGUUUCCCGCUUGAAGUGAGAACGAAAGUAAAAAAGGCGGUCGAGUCCGAGAGGGAUUUUGAGGGAUGGGUUAAGACUGUGGGAUGCUGCACCUCUUGGGCAUGGGAAGCCAUUGUAUCGCCCAGCUUUUGACUCGUUCGUGUGCCUAAGUGUAAUGUAAAUAACAAACCGUGAGUGGACACGGUCGGUGAAGAAUGCGCUGAGAUCGCUCUUGGAAUGCUGUGUUUGUCUCCCGUUUUUGUCGGUAGCUAGGCUGCGUUAGGCAAAGUCCGAUCUGAACUGUUGAGCAGGAGAGAGCCGGGUGGGGCCUGUCGGGAGAAGACGCUUCCUACUAGGUUGGGACAGGGGUGUGGAGGACCUAGCUCAGCGGCAGAGCCUCUGCUGGGCCUGCAGAAGGUCCCAGGUUCAAUCCCCGGCAUCUCCAGU